AUGGAAAAAAAAGAUAUUUUAUCUAUAGGUGAAAAAAAUAAAAAUACAAAGGAAUCCCCUAAAAGAAACAAAAAACAAAUACAAUCUUUAGUUUAUGCCUUAAAAAAAUAUAUAAACAAAGACGAAGAGCUAAAAAACAGGGCAUAUUAUUUCUUCCCUUCUGAUGAUACAUUAGACCAAAUACUUUUUAAUUUAUGCAAAUUCAUCCCCAAAGAUAAAGAUAUAUUAGAAACAAAUAAAAAAUUAGAUAUAUUUGAUUCAGAUUCAUUUUAUGAUUUCAUUAACUUUGAUAAAGAUAGUUGGAAUAGUCAAAAUAUUAUGUUUGAUAAUAUACUAUUAGAUGAGAAUAAAAAGAAAAGCAAAAGUUCGAUUUUCAAUUUAAAAGAUAAAAAUAAAAAUUCGCUUUGUAUAGAAUGGCAAGGAUUCGUUAAUGAAGCAAACGGAUAUGCAGCAAUUAAAAUAUUCGCGCCUUUUGUUUUUCAAGAAUAUUAUACUUACGCAAAUAGAUUAGUUUACUUUUUGUUUCAAAAAACAAAAUGUUUAGAAAUAGAAGAUUUUUUAAGUUAUCAUAAAUUCAUUAAUAAAGUUGUUCCAUUGUAUAUGAAAUGCAAAAAUAAAUUAUGCGUAAAAUUAUCUCACAUAGAUGCUUCAAAUGAUUUAUAUUUUUAG
This is a messenger RNA of Plasmodium relictum, 669 nucleotides long. RefSeq names its product conserved Plasmodium protein, unknown function. The transcript has 2 exons. Lineage: Eukaryota; Apicomplexa; Aconoidasida; Haemosporida; Plasmodiidae. The record is from RefSeq and is a predicted model, not a curated record. Bases 1 to 669 code for a protein of 222 amino acids.